Branchiostoma floridae (Florida lancelet) is the source of this 1350-nucleotide messenger RNA. RefSeq names its product sodium-dependent lysophosphatidylcholine symporter 1-B-like. Gene Ontology annotation, biological process: carbohydrate transport. The record is from RefSeq and is a predicted model, not a curated record. Bases 334 to 1140 code for a protein of 268 amino acids. Gene Ontology annotation, molecular function: symporter activity. The transcript is spliced from 6 exons. Gene Ontology annotation, cellular component: membrane. Lineage: Eukaryota; Metazoa; Chordata; Leptocardii; Amphioxiformes; Branchiostomatidae.
GGGGUUUUUGGACAUGUUAAACAACAGAAACACGACAAAGAUUUGGCCAUGCUACAGUUUCCCAUGUUUGUGUGGAAGUGCUCGGCAUGUCAGAAAUCUGUGCACGCUGUACCCCGCACGAUCGCUACAAGGUACAUGUAUCAGCUCGUUUUUACCAUGUCUGAUUUGUUUUUCUUUAAAGUGGCCUGCACUAGAAGGAGAAAGCCUCAAUGUGCCUCAGACCUCACUAUAAGAUAUGUUCGCCUUUCGUUAGACAGGCAGAGAAAAGGUUGCAUAACACACACCAAGAUAGAAUCCAUUAUUCUAUUUUGCAUUUCACUAUUCAGUGCAUAGAUGGCAACCACAGCGUUUAAGAAAGAUCGCCCGUCCACGGCGGAGAAGGUGUGCUACGGCAUCGGCGCCCUGUCGUACAUGACCACUCGACACGUGUUGAACUUCUACCUGAACUACUUCUUAGUAACGGUGGCCCAGGUUCCUCCCCUUGGCAUCCUCUUGGUCGGAGUUCUCGGUCGAGCAUCAGAAAUCUUGUCCUUUCCUGUACUGACAUCUCUCAUCACAAGAACCAACACAAGAUGGGGGCAACUCAAACCAUGGAUUCUUGGCUGUACCCUGGCCACGGUUCUCUUGUACAUGCUGUUGUGGUAUGUCCCAGACGUGACGCCAGGUCUCAAGAUCGCGUACUUCGUGGCACUUUUUAUCAUGGAGAGUGUUCUUGAAUCGGGCCUCACUCUGGCUCACAAAACCCUUGUGAUGCACAUCAGCGACGACUGCAGUGACAGGGAAUCAGCCAUUGCAUUCAGAUCUGCAGCUGGGCUUAUCGGUUUGGUCCUUGGUGUCGCCAUUGAAGGCCAGGUCGUCGCGGCCUUCGGCGGGUCCCUGUCCGGUACCUGUAAUCAUGGCAACGACACUAUCAACGGUACGGGCAGUAACUACACAAUCACUCCUCAGACAGGUAAACAGGAGGCCGGUUACCUGGUGGCGGCGGGAAUCAUCUGUCUCUUGGCUCUGAUCUUCAUCACUGUGACAUUGACAAUGGUCAAGGAACGGACAGGUAGUCUCGAGAGUUUAUGGUUGACAAAUGCAUUUACUUCUUCUGUACCAUCAGGAAGACCAGCUGCGUUGCGUCGAAAUGCCACCUGAUCACUGUCCUAAAAGUAUUUAUGAUAUCUUCCAGCAUCCUCCAACCUUAGCCUGACUAAAAUCGCACCCCUAGCGGCCGGUCCUACGAUUGCCUAGGGAGGGGGUAAUUAACUCCAGCCAGCGAGAGCUUUGAAUGUGUAAACACAGGCUACUUCCAACCUUAGCCUGAGCUCAAACAAAUAGUGCUUUCAGUGGAGAACUAUUAAUCAA